GCAACUUCUUUGUCGUCUGUUUGUCAGUUGCAGACCUUGUGGUUGCUGUUUAUCCAUACCCUCUGAUCUUGAGUGCCAUUUUCCACAAUGGAUGGACCAUGGGAAAUGUCCACUGCCAGGUAAGUGGGUUCGUGAUGGGCUUAAGUGUCAUUGAGUCCAUUUUCAACAUCACAGCAAUCGCAAUCAACCGCUACUGCUACAUCUGUCACAGCCUUCAGUAUGAGAAGCUCUUUAACCUGAAGAACACCUUCUGCUAUCUCUGCUUGACCUGGAUACUCACAGUGGUGGCAAUUGUGCCGAACUUCUUUGUCAGCUCUUUGCAGUGUGACCCCCGGAUUUACUCCUGCACAUUUGCACAGACAGUGAGUACAUCAUACACCAUUACAGUGGUGGUGGUUCACCUCAUGGUCCCACUGUCCAUCAUGACAUUUUGCUACCUGCGGAUCUGGAUUUUGGUGAUUCACGUCAAACACCAGGUGAGACAAGAUUGCAAGCAGAAGCUCAGAGCAGCUGACAUCAGAAAUUUCUUGACUAUGUUUGUAGUUUUUGUCCUUUUUGCUGUGUGCUGGGGACCUUUAAACUUUAUUGGCCUUGCUGUUUCAAUUAAGCGUCCAAAUGCGCAGCCACGCAUUCCAGAAUGGCUUUUCGUCCUGAGUUAUUUUAUGGCCUAUUUUAACAGCUGCCUUAAUGCUGUGAUCUAUGGGCUUCUUAACCAGAAUUUCCGGAAGGAAUACGAAAGGAUACUGCUGACACUCUGGACUCCCAGGUUUCUCUUCAUCAAUGUGUCCAAGGGUGGGACAGAAGGGAUGAAAAGCAAGCCAUCUCCAUCUGUAACAAACAACACCCAAGCUGAAAUACACUUAUGA
Nestor notabilis (Kea) is the source of this 866-nucleotide messenger RNA. RefSeq names its product melatonin receptor type 1C. Lineage: Eukaryota; Metazoa; Chordata; Aves; Psittaciformes; Psittacidae. The transcript has a single exon. Gene Ontology annotation, molecular function: melatonin receptor activity. Gene Ontology annotation, biological process: G protein-coupled receptor signaling pathway. The annotation marks the transcript as partial. The record is from RefSeq and is a predicted model, not a curated record. Gene Ontology annotation, cellular component: membrane.